Hypoxylon trugodes is the source of this 2516-nucleotide messenger RNA. RefSeq lists its product as uncharacterized. The transcript has 3 exons. The record is from RefSeq and is a predicted model, not a curated record. Gene Ontology annotation, molecular function: potassium ion transmembrane transporter activity. Gene Ontology annotation, biological process: potassium ion transmembrane transport. Gene Ontology annotation, cellular component: plasma membrane. The coding region runs from base 408 to 2156 and encodes 582 amino acids. Lineage: Eukaryota; Fungi; Ascomycota; Sordariomycetes; Xylariales; Hypoxylaceae.
ACGGCUUUCAUUUCCAACGUCUCCUAGUCCAGGUCGACGUUUGUCUCUCUUUUGCGAGCCCCUUCCGGGAAUCUCCUUCUUUUCUCGAUUCCUCUCAUAUUUUGUCUACUUGACAAUCCUGCGAGCAACCUGCUCUUCUUCCAAUUCGAGAGCACAGUCGAGCACUUCGCGGGCGAGGGAAAACGACUGUGCGAGACGGCGGGUCCGAUUUCAAUAAACUGACCAUUGAUUCACGACGACGAAUACAACGAAGAGGAAUAACGACUGAGAUUACAUUCAUUUCAGUUCUAUUCUUCUAAAGCUGAUUGAUUGAUUGGCGAUUUUUUUGAUACCCCCAUAUUCUUGGCCGUGCUAGUUUCCCGCUUUUGUAGGCAGGUUCUCGCGGCGACGAAUUAUUUCCCGACAAGAUGGGUUGCUUAGGUCGAAAGACGGUCGAAAUUCGACCUGAACAAAAAUGGGAUGCUAUCAGUCUCAGAGACUUCAAGUCAUCAUCUUGUUUCGCUCCUUUCGCCUACGGCUAUCUUUACUUCUCUCUUCUUAUUUCUCUCGCCGUCUAUGGCGUCGAUACAUUCACUGCUGUCAAUUUAUUGGCAUUCAACACCUGGUCGUCUUCGAUUGAGCCUACGCAACUUGUUCCAUUUGACGUUUCGAAGUGGAUUUUCUCGAUUUGCAUUAUCGCCUCUUUUGUCAACCUGGCAUUCGAACAUAUCCGAGCUAUGAGAGUUAUGAAGCGAGGAAGCGUGGCUGAGUGUUACCUCGACAAUCUAGCCGUUCGCCUGGAAAGUAUCCGGCCCGGGGAUGGUCAAGGAUGGAGACGUUUCCUUGUUUUCGCCGAAUUGACUAAGUCUAAGAAAGGCGCUGAAUAUGUUGCGCUCUUUACAUAUUUCAGUUUUCAAUCUUGGAUUCGAGUUAUCUUCUGCUCUGGACCACGUCAGGUUGUGAACGCCCUGACGCUGUAUUCUGUCUACAGCUCAGAUCUUAUCCCGACAGACGUUUCUUCCGUGCAGAGCACACUGGGAACUUUCUUCGGCAAACUUGGAACCCUGGCCAACGAGAAUAAGCAGCAGGUAGUGAUUCUGUCGGGUAUGGUGUUCACUCUGGUUAUCUGGAUAUUUUCUCUUCUGUUCCUCAUCAUCGGGGCUUUAUUCUAUGUGUUCUUCCUCUGGCAUUACAUCCCAAGACAGGAUGGCGGACUACACGGAUACUGUGAGCGAAAAGUCAACAAGAGAUUGACCAGCAUCGUGACGGUCAAGGUUAAUAAGGCACUCGCCAAGGAAGAGCGAGACCGGAUAAAGGCGGGAAUUAAGGCCGCGAAGAAGAAUGGCGAGAAACCACCUACCGAGCGACAGGCAACUUUGCCAACUUUCUUGGAUGCUGGUAACGAGGAUAAACUUCCACAAAUGCCUAUGCUCAACCGCAACGAUACUAUGGCUACCUUGCCUGCCUACAGUUCACGGCCCGGUUCUUCACGUAGUAUCGAGUUGAACGCAUGGGAUCAGAAACGACCGCAGGCCUCGCGACAGGGAACAACGACUACGAAUGCAUCGAUGUCUAGUUAUUCUUCUCGUGCACCCUUGAUGAACGAUGCGGCGGCUAUGGGCUACGAUCGAUCGGCGUCUCCAGUACCGUCUCUUCCACCCAUUGACCUCGCCAACUUCCAACCACCCCCUCGACCGGGUACCGCGGCCUCAAAUAGGAGUUAUGGCCCUGGUGCGCCCCCCAGUCGUUUGCAAACCAACGGAUCUGGUUUUGGCGGCGGUUACAGUGCGAGCCCGUCUACGUAUACUCCCGAUGCCUCAUCGAUUCCGUCAGCUAUUCGUUCUCCGCCCCCAAUGGAUAGCUAUAGCCGACCUAUGCCCCGUCCCAUCGACCAAUUUAGCGGGCGCUCUAGCCCAGCCCCGUCUAUGCGUUCGAAUCGCGGACCUCCACCCAAUGGGCCUGCUUAUGGUGGUAACUCGUACCCUCCUCGUAGCGCUACCAACCCCAUGCCUCCGCCGCAGAGACAACCGCCGCAGCGCAAUUUAACGGCCCCGAUGCCACCUCGACAACCAGAUGGAUAUUACCCGCAACGCCCUGGCGCAGGACCUGGCCAACCGAACAUGGGGCAAGGAUACAACUACGGUAGUGAUAUGGAGCGUGGUUUCUCGAGAUACUAACCUUCGAUUUUGAAUGACGGUUUGUUAUGUAAAGGAAUUGGGACAUAUGGAUACCCUAAUUGCAUACUAUUUUAGAGGGUAGCUUUGGUGAUGUGGCUCCGCUACGGCUGGGCCUGUAUGAAAUGGUUCGGAAGGGCCGUUAUACCCGGGGAGCGAAGGAAGCGUCCGGACAGGAGGCGUUCAGAGUCGAAUCCGAUGAUAUUAAUGAAAAGAAAAUCCGAUGUAUUAUAUUCACCGACAUUUGGUCGUAUUAGCUACAGCUACCUACUACUACUACUACUUUGUAGCUACCACUUCUAUACUUGAACUUUUCCACGUACGGUUAUUCCUCGGCCUUCCAAUGUUCAUAAGUGACCUAGC